Nicrophorus vespilloides is the source of this 2745-nucleotide messenger RNA. RefSeq names its product single-stranded DNA-binding protein 3 (gene Ssdp). The record is from RefSeq and is a predicted model, not a curated record. Gene Ontology annotation, molecular function: single-stranded DNA binding; protein binding. The coding region runs from base 659 to 1966 and encodes 435 amino acids. Gene Ontology annotation, biological process: positive regulation of transcription by RNA polymerase II. The transcript is spliced from 11 exons. Lineage: Eukaryota; Metazoa; Arthropoda; Insecta; Coleoptera; Silphidae. Gene Ontology annotation, cellular component: nucleus.
GUUUAGUUACGACCCUUGCAGCAUCCGAAGCGCGUUGAACAGGUAAAAACGCUCGGAAGACUCCGAAGAACGGUCAACGCGCGUCCGCCAGCCGAGAACUAGAGUGGAAGAAGAAUCUCUUUUCCUCCUCCUCCGUGUCUUCCUUUAUUUUUAUUUUUAGUUCGGUUCAUCGAAAUCGGAUUAAGAGCAUUUCGAUGCGACCGAUGUCCACGUUUUGUCCUCGCCGGUGCCAGUAGACGUUCGAUCUGUCCUCCCCGACGCACUCGUCCUCCACGGGUAAAUAAAUAGUGGAAGAUAACGGGACACAACGUAUAGCGAAACGCAUGCCCAGACGCGGUCCGAGCCCUGCCGUUGUUUGACUUGCGGCGUCGUCAAAGAAUUUUUGACGUGCCAGUGCCAGUGUUUUGUUACUCCAUAAUGACAUAAAAGAACAAGAGCGGAUGCUUUCCAAUUUGUACGCUCUCCGCCAACGGAGGAAGAUGUAGGUUUGGGGAGACAAUGUUGCAUGCACCGCUCACCAAAAUAUACGGCCGCCGCUACAAGCUGCACGAGUCUCUGUGAAUCCCGUCACACUCAGAACCCCAGGUUAUUUUUCGUUUCUUUUGUUGCUGGACUCUUGUCGCGUGUUUCUUUGUCGAGGACACAGCUUUCCUGAGAGAUGUACGCGAAGGGAAAAGGAACGGCAGUCCCGUCCGACGCACAGGCCAGGGAGAAGUUGGCUCUUUACGUGUACGAGUAUCUGCUGCACGUCGGUGCACAGAAAUCAGCGCAAACUUUUCUCUCCGAGAUCCGAUGGGAAAAGAAUAUAACGCUGGGAGAGCCUCCCGGGUUCCUGCAUUCCUGGUGGUGCGUAUUUUGGGACCUGUAUUGCGCGGCCCCCGAGAGGCGGGACACUUGCGAGCAUUCGUCGGAGGCAAAAGCGUUUCACGAUUAUGGCUUCGUUAAUUCUGGCUACGGAGUCAAUGGCAUUGCACACAACGCUGGACCGGCGCCGAGCCCCUUGGGACAAAUGCCCCCGAAUGAUGGUAUGCCAGGCGGCCCCAUGCCCCCAGGAUUUUUUCCCAAUUCAACAAUGAGACCAUCACCUCCCACACAUCCAUCAAGUCAACCUUCCCCACAUUCGCAACCACCACCCUCACAUACGCAGAUGAUGUCGACGCAACCUUUUAUGGGUCCAAGAUAUCCUGCAGGUCCUCGACCCGGUGUGCGAAUGCCACAAAUUGGCAGUGAUUUUAAUGGCCCACCUGGACAACCUAUGAUGCCUAAUAACAUGGAUCCAACGAGACAAGGACCGCCGGGGAUGAACCCAAUGAACCCGAUGAAUCCAAGAAUGAAUCCACCCAGAGGUCCAGCGAUGGGACCACUCGGGCCAGGCUCCUAUGGACCUGGACUGCGAGGACCACCGCCAAACAAUAGCCUAGGACCCGGAGGCCCGAUGCCGCCUAUGUCUAUGACAGGGCCCGGAGGACGACCGCAAUGGCAACCGAACACAUCAACGCCAAUGAAUUAUUCAUCAUCAUCACCUGGUAACUAUGGUGCUCCUCCAGGAUCGGCGGGACCACCGGGACCUGGCACCCCAAUAAUGCCGAGCCCACAAGAUUCGUCAAAUUCAGGUGGAGAGAAUAUGUACACAAUGAUGAAACCUGCGGUCGGCGGCAACAUGCCCGGCGAGUUCCCAAUGGGUGGGGGCCCAGAAGGUGGUCCGAUGGGCCCAAACUCCAUGGGACCGGUGCUUAACGGUGAUGGCAUGGAUGGCAUGAAGAAUUCGCCGGCAAAUGGCGGUCCAGGGACACCAAGGGAGGACAGUGGCAGCGGAAUGGGGGACUACAACUUAACCGGCUUCGGGGGACCUGGUGAAAACGACCAAACGGAAUCGGCUGCUAUUUUGAAAAUAAAAGAGAGCAUGCAAGAGGAGGCCAAGAGGUUUGAGAAAGACUCGGACCAUCCUGAGUAUUUCAUGCAAUAACUCCCUCGCUGGCCUCUCUGGCUGGUGGACGCCUCUCUUCCUUCCUAACUCUACUAACCCCGGGCGGUGGUCUGCUCAUCUCCUUCCUGCCCCGUCGUCGCGUGCUCGUCCUGUCUACUAUUUGGCACAGGGUAGUCAUGCCUGUUUUCUGUUUUACAGAUAUUCAUAUGAAUCGCAAAUUUGAAGACAAACCUAACCAAUCAAAUCAAAAAGAUGAACACCCAUAUUAUGACCAUGAAUCCGGGAGGAAAUUUUAAAGAAACUGACUGUGUGUGUGUCUGUGUGAGUGUGAGAUAGGACUCUCUCAUUGUGUCAUUACUCUCUUACUUUUCUUAUGAUGAACAGUGACAGUGUGCAUAGUAAGUGGAGAAGUGAAGGAAAAGUGUUAAUGCUGCUGCUAAGUUUUUUUUGUUAGUUCCUGAUUGCUCUAAUCCAUAACAAUAUCCAUACAACAAAAAGGAGAAAAACAAGAAGAAAUUAAAAUGAAAUUUGUGCACCCUGAUCCAGUCUCCAUAUCAUAAAAUAGAAAAUAGCAUAUAAUCCCCGUCCACCAGCCUAGGCUAGGUAGAAUGUAAUUACUCAACACCUACAUUCCACCAAGGGACAGCUGACAGAUUUGACGUUAUGACUACUAUUCAUAAUCACAAUAGUUUCAACCAGUUAUCAACUGUAGUCGCAAAGAAAAGAGCGAAUCUGUGAUCUGUCUCAGCCUGGCGUGGUUCUAUUACCUUCUAAAUGUUGUACAUGCAAUAGAAGAUUCAAAGAAGAAGAAAAAAAAA